Molecule: messenger RNA, 3120 nt
Organism: Cinclus cinclus
Lineage: Eukaryota; Metazoa; Chordata; Aves; Passeriformes; Cinclidae
Gene: TRHDE
Product: thyrotropin releasing hormone degrading enzyme
Exons: 19
Coding region: 1-3120 (1039 amino acids)
Biological process (GO): peptide catabolic process; proteolysis
Cellular component (GO): cytoplasm
Molecular function (GO): metalloaminopeptidase activity; peptide binding; zinc ion binding
Source: RefSeq, a predicted model, not a curated record
AUGGCCCUGGAGGAGAAGCGAGAGAAGCGCCCGCCCGUCACCCCCAUGAUGAUCGAGGAGGAGGCCGCCUUGCGGAACGGCAGCCGGGGGCUGCCGCCGGGACCCUGGGCGGAGGCGGCGGGGCCAAGACCCCGCACCACGGAGCGGCACAUCGCCGUGCACAAGCGCCUGGUGCUGGGCUUCGCCGUCUCCAUCCUAGCGCUGCUGGCGGUGACCAUGAUCGCCGUGCUGCUCAGCGUCCGCUUCGAGGAGUGCGGCGCCGCCGCCGACGGUCCGCCGCGGGCCGGCGGCAACGGGAGCCUCUCGGGGGCAGCCCGGCAGCCGCCCGGUGCGGGGCAGCCCCCCGGCCGGCCGGACGAGGAAGAGACGCGGGGCGGGGAAGCGGCGGAGGAAGAGGAGGAGGAGGACGAGGACGAGGAGGAGUGGCAGCGGCGGCGGGAGCUGCCGCCCUGGGCCCGGCCGCGGCUUCCCCGGCACCUGCGGCCGCUGCACUACAACCUGAUGCUGAGCGCCUUCAUGGAGAACUUCACCUUCAGCGGGGAGGUGAACGUGCAGCUGGAGGUGCGUAACGCCAGCCGCUACAUCGUGCUGCACGCACACCGCAUGCACAUCGAGGCGGUCCGCGUGGCCGAGGACAAGCUGGCCGGCGGUGUGCGGGUGGCCCGCACCUUCUUCUAUCCCCAGACCCAGGUGUUCGUCGUGGUCCUCAACCGCAGCCUGGAGGUGCAGAGGAGUUACAACCUCAAGAUCAUCUACAACGCCCUCAUCGAGAACGAGCUGUUGGGCUUCUUCCGCAGCUCCUACGUCCUCCACGGCGAGCGAAGGUUUCUUGGUGUUACACAGUUUUCUCCUACUCAUGCCAGAAAAGCCUUUCCUUGCUUUGACGAGCCCAUCUACAAAGCCACAUUCAAAAUCAGCAUCAGACAUCAAGCAACUUACUUAUCUUUGUCCAACAUGCCAGUUGAAACUUCGGUUUUUGAAGAAGAUGGAUGGGUUACAGAUCACUUUUCACAGACCCCGCUCAUGUCCACCUAUUACCUGGCUUGGGCAGUAUGCAAUUUUACAUACAAAGAAACUGUCACCAAGAGUGGAGUAAUUGUACGGUUAUAUGCAAGGCCUGAUGCAAUCCGAAGAGGAUCAGGGGACUACGCUCUAAAUAUUACAAGGAGACUCAUUGAGUUUUAUGAAGAUUACUUCAAAGUGCCCUAUUCCCUGCCAAAAUUAGAUCUGUUGGCUGUGCCUAAGCAUCCAUAUGCUGCUAUGGAAAACUGGGGACUGAGUGUUUUUGUGGAGCAAAGGAUACUGCUAGAUCCAAGCAUUUCUUCUAUUUUAUACCUACUGGAUGUCACCAUGGUCAUUGUACAUGAGCUAUGUCAUCAGUGGUUUGGUGACCUUGUGACUCCAGUUUGGUGGGAGGAUGUGUGGUUGAAAGAAGGUUUUGCUCACUAUUUUGAAUUUGUUGGGACAGAUUACCUCUACCCAGGGUGGAACAUGGAAAAGCAGAGAUUUCUGACAGAUGUCCUACAUGAAGUGAUGUUGCUGGAUGGGUUGGCCAGUUCACAUCCAGUGUCCCAGGAAGUGCAACAAGCCUCAGACAUUGACAGGGUGUUUGAUUGGAUUGCCUAUAAAAAGGGUGCAGCUCUGAUUCGAAUGUUGGCUAACUUUAUGGGUCACUCUGUGUUUCAGAUGGGCUUACAAGACUAUUUAACCAUUCACAAGUAUGGCAAUGCAGCCAGAAAUGAUCUCUGGAACACACUGUCAAAGGCUUUAAAAAGGGUUGGAAAAUCUGUAAAUAUCCAAGAGGUAAUGGAUCAGUGGACACUACAGAUGGGUUAUCCUGUUAUCACUAUCUUGGGAAAUGAAACUACAGACAGCAUCAUAGUCAUCUCCCAAGAGCGUUUUGUUUAUGAUAGUGAUACUAAACCCAAGGAUCCUGGCCGUGGGGACAACAGCUACUUGUGGCAGAUUCCAUUAACAAUUGCAGUAGGAAAUACGAGCCACAUCUCAUCAGAGGCAAUUAUAUGGGUGUCUAACAAAUCAGAGCACCACAGGAUUCCUGCUUUGGAAGAGGCAAGUUGGUUGCUGGGGAACAUCAACCAGACUGGCUACUUUAGAGUUAAUUAUGAUAUUAGAAAUUGGAGGCUGCUAAUUAAUCAGCUAACAAGGAACCAUGAGGUUAUCUCUGUCAGUAAUCGAGCAGGCUUGAUUGAUGAUGCAUUCAAUCUAGCCAGAGCUGGUUAUUUGCCUCAGAAUAUUCCUUUGGAGAUUAUGAGGUACCUUUCAGAGGAAAAAGAUUUCCUGCCGUGGCAUGCUGCCAGCCGAGCUCUUUAUCCUCUGGACAAACUGCUGGACCGUACAGAAAGCUACAACAUCUUCAAUGAAUAUAUUUUAAGACAAGUGGCAUCAAUGUAUCUGAAGCUUGGAUGGCCAACAAACAAUUUAAACAAAUCACUUGUUCAAGCAUCAUACCAACAUGAAGAGUUGCGUCGGGAAGUCAUCAUGUUGGCCUGCAGCUUUGGGAACAAACACUGUCACCAGCAGGCUGCAACAUUAAUCUCUGACUGGAUUUCUAGCAAUAGGAACCGAAUCCCUCUCAAUGUGAGAGACAUUGUCUACUGUACAGGAGUUUCACUGAUGGAUGAAGAUGUAUGGGAGUUCAUUUGGAUGAAAUUUCACUCUACCACAGCAGUCUCUGAGAAGAAAAUACUGUUAGAAGCCUUAACUUGCAGUGAUGACAGAAACUUGCUCAACAGACUUUUGAAUUUGUCUCUCAACUCAGAAGUUGUCCUGGAUCAGGAUGCAAUUGAUGUGAUAAUCCACGUAGCUCGAAAUCCACACGGAAGGGAUCUUGCUUGGAAAUUUUUCAGAGAAAAAUGGAAAAUACUAAAUGCUAGGUAUGGAGAAGCAUUAUUUAUGAAUUCAAAGCUUGUCAGUGGGGUCACGGAAUUCCUCAAUACUGAAGGAGAACUAAGAGAGCUAAAGAACUUUAUAAAGAGUUACGAAGGGGGAGCUGCUGUCUCUUUCUCUCGCGCUGUGGAAACAGUGGAAGCCAAUGUGCGGUGGCAAAGGCUUUAUAAGGAAGAACUGUUCCAGUGGCUAAGAAAAUCCUUGACACAGUAA